UGGGUGGCUUUGGUGGAAUGGGUGGCUUUGGUGGCCCCUGUAGAGGUGGCCCUGGAAUCCAGCCAGUGCAGGUUGACUCAACCCUCCUACAGCCAGUCCAUGUUGAGAUUGAUCCUCAGAUACAGCAAGUCAAAAACCAGGAGAAGGAGCAGAUCAAGACUCUUAACAAUCAAUUUGCCUCUUUCAUUGAUAAGGUCCGCUUCCUGGAGCAACAGAACAAGGUCCUCUCCACCAAGUGGGAGCUCCUCCAACAGCAAGGGCCUUCGGGGCCGAGGAAGAACCUCGACGUCAUCUUUGAAAAUUACAUCCAGAACCUGAGGAGGCAGCUGGACUCAAUCUUGGCACAGAGGGGACAGCUGGAGUCGGAACUGCAGAACAUGCAGCAAUACGUCGAGGAUUACAAAACCAAGUAUGAGGAAGAGAUCAACAGGCGCACUACUGCUGAGAAUGAGUUUGUGGUGCUUAAGAAGGAUGUGGACUGUGCCUACAUGACUAAAGUAGAGUUGGAAGCCAAGGUGGGAGCUCUGACUGAUGAAAUCAACUUCCUGAGGUGCAUCUACGAGGAGGAACUGGCUCAGAUGCAGACAAUCAGCCGGGACCUGUCUGUGGUGGUGUCUAUGGACAACAACCGGCACCUGGAUCUCGACAGCAUCAUUGAGGAGGUCAGGCGUCAGUACGAGCAGAUUGCUCAGAGCAGCAGAGCUGAAGCUGAGGCUUGGUACCAGAGCCAGUACGAACAGCUGCAGAGCACUGCUGGGAGGCAUGGCGACAGCCUCCGCAACACCAAGAUAGAGAUCCAAGAGUUGACCAGGAACAUCCAGAGGCUGCGGGCUGAGAUUGAGAACGUGAAGAAACAGAAUCAGCAGCUGCAGGCAGCUAUUGCUGAGGCUGAGGAGCGGGGUGAGAUGGCCCUCAAGGAUGCCAGGUUAAAACUGGAAGAGCUGGAAUGUGCUCUGCAGAAGGACAAGGAGGAGCUGGCUCGCUUGCUGAAGGAGUACCAGGAGCUCUUGAAUAUUAAGAUUGCCCUGGAUGUUGAGAUUGCCAUGUACAGGAAGCUGCUGGAGGGGGAGGAGAACAGGCUGUGCAAUGACGGCAUGUCCAAC
Phaethon lepturus (White-tailed tropicbird) is the source of this 1103-nucleotide messenger RNA. RefSeq names its product keratin, type II cytoskeletal 6B-like. Lineage: Eukaryota; Metazoa; Chordata; Aves; Phaethontiformes; Phaethontidae. The annotation marks the transcript as partial. Gene Ontology annotation, biological process: keratinization; intermediate filament organization. Gene Ontology annotation, cellular component: keratin filament. The record is from RefSeq and is a predicted model, not a curated record. The transcript has 9 exons. Gene Ontology annotation, molecular function: structural constituent of skin epidermis.